UUUCCUUUGGAGAUGGCACGAGAUGCAGACGUGGGAAGCAAUUCGCUACUGACUUACCAGCUCACCAGCCCCUCGUCCUUUAGUUUGGCCGUGACAGAGAACCCUGACGGAAGCAAGCAGCCAGAAUUAGUGCUGGAGAGAGCCUUGGACCGAGAGAAGCAGAGCUCAUUUGAACUGGUGCUGACGGCAGUGGAUAGCGGAGAGCCCAUGAGGUCCGGGACUGUCCAGGUUCGCAUCAACGUUACUGACGCAAACGACAACCCGCCCGUGUUCAGUAAAAGAGUCUACGAGGCGAGAGUAGCGGAGAAUCUUUCACUGGGGUCUCUGGUGCUCCGGGUACAGGCGACAGAUGCAGACACGGGCUCCAACGGGCGGGUCUCCUACUCAUUCGGCAACGCCGGACAGCAUUCGUGCUUGUUCACUGUCGACAGCGACAGCGGCGAGGUCAGGACGGUGGGGCCUCUCGAUUUUGAGGAGAAGAAUAAAUAUGUCUUCGGCCUGGAGGCGACGGACGGAGGCGGGUUAACGGCUCACUGCAAGGCUCAAAUAGAUGUCACAGACGAGAACGACAACGCGCCCGAUAUCACCAUUCUUUCACUGUCGAGCCCAGUGCCCGAGGACGCACCGGCCGGCACCGUGGUGGCCCUGCUAAAAGUUCGUGACCGAGACUCCGGCGAGAACGGUCAGGUGUCGUGCGAGCUGUCGGGAGAGGCGCCGCUGUCGAUCGUGGCGUCGUCGGGCGGCUCGUACAAGGUGGUGACGGCGAGCGCGCUGGACCGCGAGCAGGCGUCCGAGCACCGCGUGACGGUGGUGGCCCGGGACCGGGGCAGGCCGGCGCUGUGGAGCAGCACGGAGCUGGUGCUGGAGGUGUCGGACGUGAACGACAACGCGCCGGUGUUCGAGGAGGCGGCGUACAGCGCGUACGUGGCGGAGAACAACGCGGCGGGCGCGCUGGUGCUGCGCGUGCAGGCGCGGGACGCGGACGCGGGCGCCAACGGGCGCGUGAGCUACUGGCUGGCGGGCGGCAGCGCGGGCGCGGCGGGCGCGGCGCCGCUCGUGUCGGUGGAGGCGCGGAGCGGCGCGCUGUACGCGCAGCGCUCCCUGGACUACGAGCAGUGCCGCGAGUUCACGGUGGCCGUGCGGGCGCAGGACGGCGGCUCGCCGGCGCGCAGCUCCACGGCCACGGUGCGCGUCUUCGUGCUGGACCGCAACGACAACGCGCCCCGGGUGCUGUGGCCGGCAGCGGCGGGAGGCGGAGCCGCUGCGGCGCCGGGAGAGGCUCCGGGAGCGGCGGCGACUCCUUUCGAGGUGGUUCCGCGUUCGGCCGAGGCCGGGUACCUGGUGGCCAAGGUGGUGGCGGUGGACGCGGACGCGGGGCGCAACGCGUGGCUGUCCUACGAGCUGGUGCCGGCGUCGGAGCCGGCGCUGUUCCGCGUGGGGCUGCACAGCGGCGAGGUGCGCACGGCGCGCGCCGUGUCCGAGCGGGACGCGGCCAAGCAGCGCGUGGUGGCCGUGGUGAAGGACCACGGGCAGCCGGCGCUCUCGGCCACGGCCACGCUGCACGUGGUGCUGGCCGAGAGCUUGCAGGAGGCGCUGCCGGAGCUGAGCGAGCGGCCGGCGGGCGCCGAGGCGGCGGCGGCGGCCGAGCUGCAGUUCUACCUGGUGCUGGCGCUGGCGCUGCUGUCGGCGCUCUUGGUGCUGAGCGUGGCGCUGGCCGUGCUGGCGCGGCUGCGCCGGGCCGGGCCGCCCGCCGUGCUGCGCUGCCUGGGCGCGCAGCGCUUCUCGCUGGCCGGCGCCGCCUUCCCGGCCGACUUCUGCGAGGGCACCUUGCCCUACUCCUACAACCUGUGCGUGGCGGCGCCGGCCCGCGCCGUGCCCGAGGCCGCUUGGCCGCCGCCGCCGGUGCCCGUCCUGUCGGCGGAGGAGCUGCUGGGCGGCGAUUCCUGCGAGAAGCCGAGCCCGAACACCAAUCUCCCCUUUGAAGAGCCGCCCGCCAAUUCCGACGCACUGCAGGUCUGUAAAGGGUGGGCUUCUUCUCUUUUUAAAAGUUUCCGAAUCGUCGUCAUUUUCCCCCGGGUAUUCUCUGCAUGGUCUCAGUGGUUAUUUGUCAUCUGUAUCCCCAGGUAG
Messenger RNA from Pyrgilauda ruficollis (rufous-necked snowfinch), 2127 nucleotides. RefSeq names its product protocadherin gamma-B5-like. Gene Ontology annotation, cellular component: plasma membrane. Gene Ontology annotation, biological process: homophilic cell-cell adhesion. The record is from RefSeq and is a predicted model, not a curated record. Lineage: Eukaryota; Metazoa; Chordata; Aves; Passeriformes; Passeridae. Gene Ontology annotation, molecular function: calcium ion binding.